Molecule: messenger RNA, 1954 nt
Organism: Amoebophrya sp. A120
Lineage: Eukaryota; Dinophyceae; Syndiniales; Amoebophryaceae
Source: the annotation of a GenBank genome assembly
AGCGAAUUUGGAUCCAGUUGUUGAAGUAAAUUUCCUUACCUUGAUGCACGCCUGAGUGCCAAGUCAGUCAUCGAACCGACUUUUCUAGUUCUACUGGCUCCGACAUUCUUCAUAUGAUUUCCUGUCGUGCUCUAGACUCGUGACCGCGUGUAUCAAGAACAAAGAAAAGCUCAACGCUCACCCGUCUACAAGCGAUUGCAAUCCCUGGCUAGAAAACGAACAAUGGGCCUGGACGAUAUCGACGACUCGGAUGACGAUAUUCUCCCGUCCGGCUUGUCGCGCGAUAGCGCGAUUCAAGCCGAGGGGGCAGAGGCACAGAAGAAGGCAACAAGCAGCUCGUCCCCACGCAACAAGGAGAAGCCCGACGUCACUACAACACCCAGUACGACAGAGACGGAGCCCGCGGAUGAUGUGCGUGUUGAGGACGGGGGGAAAAAAGCGAAAGCACCCGAUGUCAACUACUCCGCCGGAUCUUCAUCAACAGAUACGAGCUCCUCCAAGCCGACGAUCACUCGGGAUACAACGACCUUUGGAGACCGGAACUCCGCGUCUUCGAGCAGCAGUCUUGCACCCGAGGAGCUCGUUGCUUCGAAAUUCCUGAUCAACAAUCCGGGCAGUACGAGCAGGGCGACAAGUUCGAUAGCAGCCGCGGGAGAGGAGGACAAUGCGGCCGUUGCAGAGCCAAUCGACCACAGCAAUGACGCGCAGGACGAACUGAUGAAAUUAAUGGCAAAAAAGCGCCAGCAGAAGGAAGAGGAAAAAAAGCAGCUACAGAAAGAAGAAGAAAAGAAAAAGCAGAAAGAGCUCCUGAAGGAGGGUGGGUUGUUCAAGAAAGGCUUCUUGAAAGGCGCAGGCACCAAAGCGGCGAGCGGUUCAAAAAGUAAAGCUGCAGAAGGCGCACAACAGAACAAGAAGAGAACGGACGUUGUAGAUCUCUCGGAAAAAGUAACGAAAAAAGCCCCCGACCUCUCCCUGCCUGAGGUGCAGAACGCCAUGAAAAGCACACUGCAGGACACGAACAAUUGGCUGACGCCAGAGCUAACGCGGGUUUUUGCGUCGAGGCCGGACUUGGUUGCGGGUAAGCUGGAAACUGGCGCUAGGGUUUCUUGAUUUUACUUGGCCUGUGCGGUGCUUCUUGUUUCUUUUCUACUUAAAGAUCAAUCUAAGGGCUAGUGCUGCUUCUUUUGUCGCUUGUAAGUUCUCGUGUGCGUGUCGUACAAAACAUGAAAAGCGUGGCAGGAUUGGGAGAAUCAGCUUGACUUUGGAAUAAAGUGAAAAAGUCACAACUGCUCCUCUACUCAGGAACAACAUGAAAAAACAUCCAGGUAUGCAAAAUCCGAAAGUGCAGGAAUGCAUCCAGAUGAUGCGCAGCGACCCUGUCGCCGCAAAGGCAAAAUUUCAGGACGACAAGGAGGUGGUGAAAUACAUGGAGGAUUUUUCCCGGCUCAUGGGUACGCAUUUCGACGUUCUGGCAAAAAAGGCGGAGAAGGAGAACCAAAACACGUCAAAUGCGAACACUGGAGGCUCUGGAGUGGGAACGACCGGAAGCGAGCCUACGGCCGCUUCCAAGGUGUCCAAAAAAUCUACCAAGCCGAUGGCACCAGACAAAGCCUUCAGGAAAGCCGCAAAAAACAUGAAUCUGUCGGAAGAAGGUAGUACUUUUUUUACGAUGCUGAUUCAUACAAGUGAAGUCGUCGUGAACAAAAAUAUAUAAAUCCCUUGCCAUGCGUUGUAUGUCGUGAAUGUUCCUCUUACUUUGGUCCGUACAGAGAACCGCAAGUUUCAAGAUCCGCGGGUCGUGGAGGCGAUGAUGGACCCGAAAGUGCAACAAGUCAUCGCUAUGGUAAAAGCGGGCCGCGGUCUCGACAUGCGGGACAUCGGGCGGCGGGACAUGGAUCUCUUUCAGAAGCUGCGCUACCUGCUGGACCAGGGUAUUCUGGGCGUUUCAGCGUGA